Molecule: messenger RNA, 3487 nt
Organism: Ruditapes philippinarum (Manila clam)
Lineage: Eukaryota; Metazoa; Mollusca; Bivalvia; Venerida; Veneridae
Product: neuropeptide SIFamide receptor-like
Exons: 4
Coding region: 712-1956 (414 amino acids)
Biological process (GO): G protein-coupled receptor signaling pathway
Cellular component (GO): membrane
Molecular function (GO): peptide binding; neuropeptide Y receptor activity
Source: RefSeq, a predicted model, not a curated record
UUAACCGAUAUCUCAUUUUCAACUCGCGUGGUCUAACACAAUUGCAUUUACGAACGCGCGGGAUGAUAUUUAUUGCCAAGGAUGGCUGAAGAUAAAAUUGUUCUUUAAUGCCUUGUUGGACAAUGCACACAAUUUAUUGAUAAAUUUGCAAGUCUAAACAUUCAUCAGGGACUCGAUUUAUGGUAAUGGCAGAAUCUGAUUUGUGACAAAACAUUAUCUGGUGGAAGUACUAAAAACCUUUGAUACGAGAUACUGUAAACAGUUAGACAUAAUCGGGAGUGUUGGAUUUCUCUUGUGCCGAUUCUAGUGUCAUGUCAGAGACGUGAUUGAUAUUAAAGAAAGCUGUACGAGAAACAAAUCUUCUUUUUCUGAAAAAAGGUUUCACGUCAAGAAUGGAAAGAAUUAUUGAAGAUUUUCUAAAUGAAAAAUAUUUUGGAAUACAAUUUAUAAUUUAAAUUUUGAAUUUGAUAACUUUAAAUUUAAUCAAUUGAAAGGGAUCAUUUUUUAUCGGAUUAAUAUGUUUUCGCAUAAUUUAUCGAACAGUGAAUAUGUCUGAAUUACUUAAACUAUAAAGUGGAAUAUAUAAAUAUGUUUAUAUAAAUAUGCUUGAAAUGAAAUGUAUAUAAACUUUGUAUAUAUAGAUCUAUAAGUCGUGCGUGAACGAAACCUUUAUCAUUUUAGUUUUAUAAUAAUUACACUUCUAAGUUCAAAAUGAGUUUGAACGUGAGCUACAGAUUCCCCGAGGUUGAAAUGGCGGCCAACAAAACACCCGAACAAAAUGUAUCCGGUGGAACCGCUGACCAGGAAUAUUACGAUUUAUUACGUCAUCCGAUUUACAUGGUGAUCAUUUACUCUUUGGCAUACACGACCAUCAUGAUAUUUGCUAUUGUUGGUAAUGUAAUGGUAGUAGCUGUAGUGGUAAGAAACCAAAGUAUGCAUACUGUCACAAAUUACUUCAUAGUGAACCUCGCUAUAGCCGACAUAAUGGUUGCCCUUAUCUGCUUACCAAUGACACUCCUGUCAAAUAUUUAUACAGGUUGGCACUUUGGUUGGUUUAUGUGCAAAGCAACGCCAUAUCUACAGGGUGUAUCCGUCUGUGCCUCAGUCAAUACUCUUGCUGCUAUUGCUGUAGAUAGAUACCUCGCAAUAUGCCAUUCAAUGGAACUAAAAAUCAGUAAAAAGGCUUGCAAAAUAACUAUAUUUGUAAUAUGGAUAGUUGCGUUUACAAUCAUGAUUCCAUGGGCUGUGUACUUUCAACUUGGAACAUAUAAAAACAAAUAUCAGGUUUUCCCAGUUUGUUAUGAAAACUGGCCUAGUGAGGCGAACAAAAAAUAUUACUUUCUUGGAGCAAUAUUCCUAUGCUGUUAUUCGGUUCCAUUGGUACUUAUAGUAGCAUGUUAUCUACUUAUUGGUGUCAGAGUUUGGCGGAGGCGAGCACCGGGAGAGAAGAAUACUAGUUUAGAAGUAGUUCACAAGUCGAAGGUCAAAGUUGUGAAAAUGCUAGCAAUUGUUGUUGUUCUUUUUGCAUUCUCUUGGCUACCUUUAUACGUAAUUCGAUUGGCGACAUUCUAUGGAGCACCUCCGGACAAAGCUGUUGCAAAAAUAGUUAACGAAAUAAUAAAUCCCAUUGCUCAAUGGCUGGGAUCUUCAAACAGUGGAAUGAAUCCUAUAAUUUACUGUUUCUUCAGUAAAAGGUAUCGAAAUGGCUUUAAAAACGCUAUUAUGUCCUGUUGCAGACGACACGAUGACAGAUUUGGAACUAGAACGCUAGCCAGUGCUAUGGCAGCACAUUCAUAUAUGAAUGGUAGUUCAAGGAAACUGAGAAAAUCAUACCCGUUUCAAAUGCUUGCCUUAGGGAAACAACAAGAGGAGAAAUUGUCCGCGGAACCCUGCAAUCCAAAUUGCCAGUCAACAUCCACUAUGGACAAGACAUCGUUUCUGCAGACAGAAGGAUGAAAGUAGUUUGAAAAAUUAAUCUACAGAUGAAUUUUUUAAUCGUACCUCGUUUAUUGCUAUUUUGCAAUUUAACACAGUGUUUAUGAAUAGUUACUACCUAAAUGAUAAAAGGCGUGUUUUGAAGAUAUAAAUUUAUUUUUGUUUGUGUUUAUACAAACAGCAUUCAGCUUUAAAAACAAUCCAGUACAAUAAUAAUUUAUUUAAAUACAUUUUGCCACUUCUUUGAAUUCUUAAUUACCAGGCUUUAAACUAGUUAUUUGCUUCUAAAUGAUAUCAAAAUAAUAUAUUCUUGUAUCAUAGUUUGGAGACUUUACUAUUAAAAACGUGUCAGAGUUAUAUCGUGUACCAAUGCAUGCACAGUGCGUUAAAUGGAGUGCAGGCAUUAGUUACCUGAAACACUGUCUGUUUCAUUGAUUGGCUAUUUUUGUCUUACUAGGUUUACUUAUUUUGUCUACACAGAAAGAGAUAUCAAACAGAUCCUCGUACAUUUGUUACUUUUUCUUAUAUAGCCAUUUACAAAGAACAAGAUCAAACACAAUAGUACAUGCAUGUACGCAAUACUCGUACUGACUUAACACUGUAAUUAAAGUUAGCAACAAUUUAUUUCAUCUACGAAUUAGCGUGCAACAUACAUUAUGACAGAUAAACAGAUAUCGAUUCUACCUGAUUUAAAAGUUGCUUUUUAUAAAAAAAAAGAAAAGAAAAAAACAAACACGUUUAUACUAGACUGGAAUAUUUUAAAUAACACUCAACACAAUAACCGGCGAAAAAUAUUACUAUUGUCAUUAAUCUUAUUAUCAUUUGUAAAACUAUUAUAAACAUCGUCACAUUUUUGUUAAUGCACACGUUGUGGAAUCAAAGUUACAUGUUGAUUUGGGUAAAGGAACUGCCAAUUUCAGAAAUAUUUGAACCCAGUUCCUUUGAGUCAUCAAAGCAUAAAGGUGCUGUAACAUCAUUGUCUUUACCCUUUAAAACAAUGUAUACAAUCAUAGAAAGUAUGCUGAACUGCAAAUAAAAUUACGAAAACCUGUUUUAAUACGAUUGUUUGAUAAUCAAGUUAUAAUUGAUUUUAUAAAUGCCCAUUAAGUAGGUUGUAAAAAUUAUUUAAAAAUGAAUUGUUGACAUGUAUACUCAGGAAGAAAUUUAACUUCAUUCCUGUUAUUUUAUAUGCUUGUGUGUGUAUAUGAUUAUACAUCUCUAAGUACUUUUAUAAUAUACAUUAUGAAAACAUAAACAAAAUAUGAAAGGCAAUACUAAAACAUCAAAUAAAUAAGUCAAAUAUGUUGAAUCUGAAAUGAGAAAUGAUAAUCCUGUAUUUGAAUAAUUCGAACCAGAAUAAUCUAUAAACAUAGAUUGACAGCAUUGACAGUAUAAUAAUAAUAUAGAUGAACCACCAACAACAAAAUGUAACACAAUAAUAAAUGCGAGAUGCCAAUUCCACGAAAUUUCAACAUUUUGCAGUUAACAUAAUGAUGAAAUAUUCGCUAGUUUUGUCGUUGUUAUAUUCUGAGAGAAUAUAAAAUUUGUAGAC